AACAACUGUAGAAAUAAAAGCAUCGGUCAGGGGAAUACUCCCCCGAAUCGAGAAUUUGAAGAAUCCCCUCCAGCUAGGGACUCGAGAAACGAGGAUUCGGAUCCGGAUCCGUAUCCGGAGGAUCCCGUAGGAACUGACGAGAGAAAUACAGAUAUUUUAGUUUCUGGGGAGGCAGACUCUCAGGGAUUAAACGAAGAUUCGGAUGAGAACAAUUUGCAAUCGCCGAAUCAAUCUCCCAAUUCAAACGUAAUCGAAUAUUGUGAGCAAGGACCGGAAUAUCCUGUCGGAGCUGCCCCAGCAGAAGAAGUACAGGAGAACGAAGCCAACAGUAGCGGUAACAAGUCGGACUGGUAUACUCGCAAUAAUAGAGGCGCAGAGCGUUUAAUAAGUGGCUCUGAUAGCGAGGACGAACGGUGGCAGCAAGAAUCAAGGGAUGUUCCUUUCAGGCGUGCAGAUUCUGAUUAUUCCGUAGAGAUCAGACGUAAUUCCCAACGCGAUAAUUUUUACAGGGGAUAUGACAGUGGCCCAGAAGGAAGGUUUUUGCGGUGGAGUACCUUUCCCGAUAGUAGUGAGGACGAGGCAAUACGACCAGGUGUAUACGGUCAUUCACCAGCACUUUCCGAUUCACGAUUACCUCUAUCGGAAGGAGAGCCGCAGGAAGAAGCUCAACGUGGCGGUUAUAUUGUGGACUUGAAUCGCCAGUACCAGUAUUCAGAUUCUGAGGAAGAAGCAUAUUUCGCUAGAAAUCGGGUCACAUUUUACGGUUAUCAGCCAAAUCGAGAAUCGGAAUCCGAUAGCGACAACGAAAUAUCAAGUACAUCUUCAGAAUCGUCUUCAACGGGAGGACAAAGCUCUGACGACGAUUCGCGAGUAGUUUCAGAAGCGGAAUCGAGUUCUUUGGAUACAGAAGACAGAGUCGAUCCAGUUACUGGGUGGAUAUCGUGCAAUCGAGUAAGUGUUUCCGAACGCGAGGAAGAAAUCGACGACAAGCAACAGAAGCCUUCGGAGGAUAGCGAAGACGAACAAAAAUAUAGACAGGACGAGCAGCAAGGCAAACAGCAAAGAAAACGCAAAUUGCUAGGUCGCUGGGGUUCUAAUAAAUCCAAAAAACCAUUAUUGGACGUUGAGGAAGAAGAGACACUAUCAGAACACUAUUCACUUUCAGAAUUUGAGGAUGAUAUCCCCAUAAAGGGAAAUAAUAGCACGGAACCAAAGAAAUUGAAAAAACCAACAUUGCAAAGUGAGAGAGACCAAUCGGAGGAGGAACGUGAAGACACGGAAAGCGAAGAGUCUGACGAUACAGAUUCGGAUUCAGAUUCAAAUUCAAAUUCAGAUUCGGAUUCAGAUUCGGAUUCGGAUUCAGAUUCAGAUUCUGAUUCUGAAUCAGAAGGAGGACCAGGAGCUUCACAUUCUGAGGAACCUGCGCAGGAUAAAUAUCCUAAAGGCGGCGGAGCCCAUCAAGAUCCAGCUCCUAAAGCCAGAGCCGAUCAAGAUCCAGCUCCUGAAGGCGGAGCCGAUCAAGAUCCAGCUCCUGAAGGCGGAGCCGAUCAAGAUUUAACUCCUGAAGGCGGAGCCAAUCAAGAUCCAGCUCCAGCUCCUGAGAAUAACGAUCAAAUUUGUGAGGAGGAAGACGAACCCCUCUUCUACUUAGGGAAAAGGGAGGUGCUCAAAUUUGUAUCGAAUCCUUUGGGGGAUGAUCUAACAGAAUUGGACGUUAAACUACUGCUCUAUAUGACAUUUGGAGCCGACAAACUGGAAGACCUACAAAGCUAUUUUGAUAUCAUUAACCAAGAGCAGCAGAAGCAACCAGAGGAAGAACAUCAGCAAAAAUUGCAACAAGAGCAUCAGCAACAAUUGCAACAACAAAAGCAGGAACACUUGCAACAGGAACAACACUUGCAACAGGAACAACACUUGCAACAGGAACAACUUUUGCAACAGGAACAACUUUUGCAACAGCAGCAGCAACAGGAACAAUUGGAAGAGUUGCAAGAACUGGAAGAGCAGCGACAGCGGAAGAGCCUCCUGCUUGAGCAACAGAGAUUGUUUGUUCAAGAAAAAGUGCGGCAACAGAAGGAGCAGCACCGUUGGCAGCAGGAUCAAGUAGAGCGCGAACGUCAAUUGCGCCAGCAAGAGGAGCAAAAGCGACUGGAAUACGAACGAAACUUGGAGAGACAGAGGGAGGACUGUAAACGUCAGUUGCGUCUGCAGCGCGAGCAAUAUCUGAUCAAGAUUAAGCAGCUGGAGAAGCUCAGGCAGCGCCAGCAGCAGGAGAAUCGGCCCUACAAUACACAGCCACAGCGCAAGCACGAGCUGAUGCAAAACGAUAUGGUCAGCAUACCGGUGGCCAACUUAAACGGCGGCCUUAAGGCGGCCAGCAGCGGAUCCGGAGUGGGUGUAGUGGCCGCCGGCGGCGUCGUAUCCUCGGCGGUCCUGGCAAAUGCCCCCCGUGUUUACCUAACGCCUUCCUCCACAUUCAUGGCCAAUCGCCAAAUGGCGGGAGUGGCAACCACCGGAAAAAUCAGCGGACCGGUGGUCGGCGGUUCAGCCGGCACAACCUCAGCCGCCGGUACCGUUCGCUAUUUUUCGCAAUUCAGCAAAGUGCAAACGGCUGGCGGACCCAGUCUGCAGAGGAAACUGGCCAACGGGGAUACCAUUGUGCUGGCGAACGGCAACAAAAGUAUGUUCCUUACUAGCAGCGAUAACAAGGGUGCGUUGCAGACUGUCGCCACCAAUGGCAAUGGCUUGCUCACAGCCAAAACGGAGCUAUUGGAGGAGGAGGGCAUGCAGCCGGUAACUGUGAUUGAUGACGAGGGCGAUGACGAGGGCGAGGGCGAGGGCGACGGCGAUGGAGAUGGAGAGGAGAGCAGCAACAAUGCCAAAUCCAGUGGGGAUCAGCAGCCAAUGGCACUGACCAACGCGGCCAACGAAGGCAAUGGCUCCGAUGAUGAGCCCGAGCUGGACAUUGUGAUAAACAAUGUGGUCUGCUCGUUUAGCGUCGGCUGUCACCUGAAGCUGCGCGAUAUUGCGUUGCAGGGAUCGAAUGUGGAGUACCGUCGCGAAAAUGGAAUGGUGACAAUGAAGCUCCGUCAUCCAUACACUACGGCCUCGAUUUGGUCGUCGGGAAGGAUUACAUGUACUGGUGCUACUUCCGAGGCAAUGGCCAAGGUUGCUGCACGCCGCUAUGCCAGAUGCCUUGGAAAACUGGGAUUUCCCACUCGUUUCCUCAACUUUCGCAUUGUCAACGUGCUGGGCACCUGCAGCAUGCCGUGGGCCAUCAAGAUCGUUAACUUCUCGGAGCGGCAUCGCGAGAACGCCAGCUACGAGCCUGAGUUGCACCCUGGUGUGACUUACAAGAUGCGCGACCCUGACCCAAAGGCCACCCUGAAGAUCUUCUCCACCGGCAGCGUAACAGUUACUGCGGCUAGCGUAAGCCAUGUUGAAUCGGCUAUCCAGCACAUAUAUCCUCUGGUCUUCGAUUUCCGCAAGAAGCGAUCGGCGGAGGAGCUACAGCAUCUGCGUCAAAAGCAGCGUCUACAAGGCGGCGGUGACCCCAACGAGCUCGAGAAGAAUGUCUUAGCAGAUAACAAGACGUCUGCCCAGGAUAAUAUCUUUAUUAACACAACAGCGGCGCACUCUAAAUCAGCAUCUGCGGGCAUUUUGUCCAGCACAAUUGAUAGUAUGCCCCGUCUGAAACAGAUAGUUAACUAUCACCAGAUGAUGAAGCAGACCCAGGAUGAGCGCCGCCACAUACCUUUUCAUGGGGAGAAGGUCAAUCCGGCUUCCACCUCGUCGGCGGCUGCAGCUCCUUCCACCUCCUCCUCGUCCUCAUCCGGAGAUAAUAUCUGUGCCAAUGCCCGUCGUCGGGCAACCGAAUGCUGGGCCACCAAGCUGCAGAACAAGCGUCCACGUUACAAUGAUCCUGGCACCACGGGCACCAUCAACGCCUCGUCAUCCUCAGCAUCAGCCACAUCUUCGUUCGCCCCCCAGGCGAACCCCCUGCGUAAUCCUCUCAAGACGGCCGCAUUGGCCAAUGCUCGUAUGCGCGGCGCCAAGGUGCCAACAUGCAUGGUGACGGGCACACGCAUUGCCUCCAACAGUCUAAUCCUACACCAGCAGCAACUUGUCCACAUGCAGCAACAGCAGCAGCAAAAGCUGCGUCAGACCAGUUUCUCGCCCAGCGAGUUCAAUGUGGACGACUUGAUCGAGGAAGAGAGCAACGAAUUGGACAUGCACUUUUAAGUUAGCGCUGUCCGUGCCAAAACAUUUCAACUAAAAUGAUGAAUCGAUGAAAACGCAAACAACAAACACGCCACACUCACAAAACCCCACGAGCUUUUCCCCGAAUAUGUUGGUUAUUUGUUUAAGUCAUUUUUCAUCACAUUUGUUUUUUGUGUGUAUGCCGCAUUUAAACCAAACUCGAGGAAACCCGGACACCGAAGCGAAAACAAAAAAGGAAGGUAUGGAAGCAAGAAGAACACGACAAGCACUUGAAUCCAAAGCGAAUCAGAAGUUCGCAAGCAAUACCAACAAAACACCGCAGCAACAACAAAAUCAAGAGCCAAAUAUUUACCAUAUAAGAUUUACGUUUAAACUACUUUGUAAGUUAAGCGAGCACACCAGAAACAAACUAGCAGAGAUAGCAUAUAGAUGAGUUCGACCCCGAAGUAUCCCAGAAACCUCAAAGACAUCUGUAUGGUAAACAGAGAGCUUACCACAACGUAAACUUAAGUUUAGACUUAAAACCGACAGCGAAGUACGAGUUAUGAAUACGUAUGCCAGCGUUUUACGUAUAUAACCAAAAUCUGUGGAUUACUUGGAGUCACCAUGAAUCAUCAUUGAUCGCAAUUAUCAUCUGUGGAAGCAAGAACACACCGCCAAAACAAAUACUGUAAAUCCCACAUACAACUACAUAACAUAAUCACUAGGACAGGAAGGUGACGAUACGAGCAAGUUGUCCGGGCGGAUCGCAUGCUUCCUUGCAUGUUCUUUUUUUUUUUUUGCUGAACUCAAAUUCAGUUCUGCCCAAGCAAACCAAAAUUCUCAAGUAAAACACGAGGAGGAGACCAGAGAAAGAAACACUAGGAUAGUUAUCAAUUAUUUGAAAAACAACUGAUUAAUGUCUUGUAUUUUCAUAUCAUUUUUUUUUCGUUUUCGCUCUAAGUUCUACAUACUAAGUAAUAUACAUAAGCGCUUUGUGUGGAGCAUAACAAGCAAAACAAACAUUGAAUACGAUUAUAUUAAUAUAAAUCACACAUACACACACACACACAAAUACCUAUAUCUGGUCACUUCUCACCAAUUAUAACAAAACUGAAAAAACAGCAAGUAAUUAUGUUUUGAUUUGUGCUGGCAGUUUUUGGGUUGCGCAGAAACUCGAUGAACUGAUGAAACUGAAUGAACUCUUGUAUGAUGAUGACAAAGAACAUUGAAGUAGGAUAGGCAAGAAGAGGGUUUAUUCAAUAUAGUCGGUUUAUGCGCGGCUUAUUACUAUUACCAGGCGUAUACCUAACAUACAUAGUAAUGUAUCAUUUUGUAUUUCGCUUUAGUUUUAUGAGUUAGUAGGGGAUGCAACUUAAGCGUAGAUUUACAAACUUGUUCCUGUGUUGUUAAAAUCAGAAAGUAAAUAUUUUAGUUAACUUAACGAAGCAUACGCAUACACAAACACACUCACACACACAUUGAACACAAGCAUACGUAUACAUAUACAUAAUAUUAAGGCAUCCAAACAAAGAAAGAAACAAACAAACAAAUGAACGAACGAACGAACGAAUCAUAAGCAAUAAUACAAUGUUUUCGUUGUAAAAGAGGUAAAAUCUAAAGAAAGAAAUACUCACGUUAAACAUAAAAUAACAAACUCUAGAUGUUUUGGCGUGCCUUCACCCAUAAAUAGGAAAACAAAAUGAGAUACGAUAGCCAAUUGUACAAUCAUUGAAAUAGUACUUCCAGACCAGAACCGCACCGAACCCAAAAUCAUUGUACAUACGCCCAAAAUCGAUGUUUUCCAAUUAAGCGUGAAUUGCCUCAUUCGUACAUCAAGUUCAAUUUUCAUUUGUGCUUAACAUGAAACCAACUUUCAUAUCGUUCAACUUAUGCAUAAUCAAAAUAGCUAAAAGGGGAAUUACAUAUUAGUGAGAAAUAUCAACAUUUCUUUCCCUCGACAUUCUUUGUUCUAUUUUUUGUUUUUUAUUUUUUUUUGUUUUUUUUUUGUACUUGAUUUGCAUAAACAAAAUCGAGAAAUGAAAAUGCCUUUAGGGAACAAAUAACUAGCGCGGAAAGGAAAGAGAUAGGUUUAGGUAUAGAGAAAGCGAAGGAUAUUGAACAGAUCGGAGCCGAAAUGUAUUUUUUGUGUAUGCGAAUAUGUGAAUAGGUCGAUGAAGACCCGAACGUGUUACAAUUGCAAAAUUAACUAGCCACUAAGCCUUAGACCUAAGUUAGCUGACACACUGAAUACUAAAUGUAAGCCAAAACGCAUAUAGCAAUCUAAAACAGAAAAUGAAACAAAAAAAAAAAUCAAAUCUAAAGGAACCUAACGAGAACAUAAUUGUAAUCUAAGUGUACAUUAAAUAGUUGUUAACAAAAUCACAAAACAAAACGAAAGCAAGAAACCAACAAUAGUGUAAUGUCUUCACGUCUAACUGCCUUCGAAAGAUUCAAGAAUUAUUGAAAUUUAAGCAAAACCAUUUGAAUGCGAAGUAGUAUUCUCUUAAAACACGACUGCAAAUUGCUUCACUUCAACCUUGUACUUUCAACACUUUUUUUGUUAGAGCAACAACAGCAACCAACGGACGGACAAACGGACAGACGGACAAAUAGAUCGAAAGGCCUAAAUAAGUGUAUUUGGUUUCAAGAACUUUGAAAAAGCAAAACUUAAUAUUAAUAUAGUAUACAGAUAUAUUUUUGAUUAUUAUGUAUUUAAUGAGAACAAUGAAACGAUAAUGAUAAUGAUGCAAGUAUCGAUGAUAACUAAGUGAAAACAAAUUGAGAAAUCAAAUAGCAUAAUUCUGUUUUUGUUUUGCCGUAAAGACUGCAUUAUACCAACAAUUAAUUAUAUACAAACAUAAUAAAUAAAUAACUGAUAAUGGCGAGUUAGCUUUGCACUAAGCAGAGAACAAAACGGAAACAUUUAAAGCAAGCUGAAAAAUUCUAAACACAAACACACAAAAAAAAAAACAAGAAAACAAGAACAACAAAAACAUGGAAAACAAAACCAAGAAACAUUUAUUUAUUAGCUCCUAAGUGAAGACUAAGAUUUGCUAGCAGUGAUGGAGAUCAAGUCAGGCCAGAGCGGACCUUAAAGGUACCGCAUCCAAUACGAAAAGCAAGAUGAAAUUACCUUAC
Messenger RNA from Drosophila erecta, 7341 nucleotides. RefSeq lists its product as uncharacterized. The record is from RefSeq and is a predicted model, not a curated record. The transcript is spliced from 5 exons. The annotation marks the transcript as partial. Gene Ontology annotation, biological process: DNA-templated transcription initiation. Gene Ontology annotation, molecular function: general transcription initiation factor activity; DNA binding. Lineage: Eukaryota; Metazoa; Arthropoda; Insecta; Diptera; Drosophilidae.